Molecule: messenger RNA, 282 nt
Organism: Cotesia congregata
Lineage: Eukaryota; Metazoa; Arthropoda; Insecta; Hymenoptera; Braconidae
Source: the annotation of a GenBank genome assembly
AUGUAUCACAUUUUUAUCAGUGGAUACCGCCUGGUGGAGGCAGACCAUGGCAAAUCAUUUUAUGUUUAUACUAUUGAAAGGCGGGCUGGCUUGGAGCACUAUAUUACUAAAAUGCUACAAUUAUCAGAGACUAAACAGCAAGUGCUGGAAUUUUUGGGAAUCGAAAGCAGACAUCACCCUGUGAUAACGUUCGCGUAUGACCCGUACGUAAAUCCUGAUAAUAACUCAAGUCUUCCUGAUAUUGUAAUACAAGGAGUAUUGGACGGUAUUUAUAACCCAUAG